Messenger RNA from Malassezia restricta, 1197 nucleotides. RefSeq names its product ketol-acid reductoisomerase. The record is from RefSeq and is a predicted model, not a curated record. Gene Ontology annotation, molecular function: ketol-acid reductoisomerase activity. The transcript has a single exon. Gene Ontology annotation, biological process: L-valine biosynthetic process. NCBI's taxonomy places the organism in Eukaryota, Fungi, Basidiomycota, Malasseziomycetes, Malasseziales, Malasseziaceae. The coding region runs from base 1 to 1197 and encodes 398 amino acids. Gene Ontology annotation, cellular component: mitochondrion.
AUGAGUGCUCCCCUGACCCGUACUGCGCUGCGCACUGUUUCCAAGGCCCCCCGCCGUGUGUCGGCCCGCAUGAUGUCUCUCGCGACGCGUGCUGCGCCACGUGUGUCGCCUUCGACGGCCGUGCCGCGCGUGGCGAUGCAGGUGCGUGGCAUGAAGACGCUCGACUUUGCCGGCACGCCGGAGAAGGUGUACGAGCGUGAGGACUGGCCGCUCGAGAAGCUGCAGGACUACUUUAAGGAUGAGACGUUUGCACUGCUGGGCUAUGGCUCGCAGGGCCAUGGCCAGGGACUGAACUUGCGUGACAAUGGCCUGAACGUGAUUGUCGGUGUGCGCAAGGACGGCGAGUCGUGGCGCCAGGCCGAGGCGGACGGCUGGGUGCCGGGCAAGAACCUGUUUUCGAUUGAGGAGGCUGCGACGAAGGGCACGAUUCUCAUGAACCUGCUGUCGGAUGCUGCGCAGACGUCGACGUGGCCGCACCUGAAGGAGUAUGUCACUCCCGGCAAGACGCUGUACUUUUCGCACGGUUUCUCGAUCGUGUACAAGGACCAGACGCAUGUCGUGCCGCCCGAGAAUGUCGACGUGAUUCUGUGUGCGCCGAAGGGCUCGGGCCGCACGGUGCGCACGCUGUUUAAGGAGGGCCGUGGCAUCAACUCGUCGGUGGCCGUGUUCCAGGACGUGACGGGCCGCGCUCUCGAGAAGGCUGUGGCGAUUGGCAUUGCCGUCGGCUCGGGCUACAUCUACGAGACGACGUUCCAGAAGGAGGUGUUCUCGGACCUGUACGGUGAGCGUGGCUGCCUGAUGGGUGGUAUCCAGGGCAUGUUCAAGGCGCAGUACGAUGUGCUCCGUGCGCAUGGCCACUCGCCCUCGGAGGCGUUCAACGAGACGUGUGAGGAGGCGCUCGAGUCGCUGUACCCGCUCAUUGCGCAGAACGGCAUGGACUACAUGUACAAGGCAUGCUCGACGACGGCGCGCCGUGGUGCGCUGGACUGGGCGCCCGAGUUCGAGGCGGCGUGCAAGCCUGUGUUUGAGCGCCUGUACCAGAGCGUGAAGGACGGAUCGGAGACGCGCCGUGCGCUCGAGUUUGGCUCGCGCAAGACGUACCGCGAGGACUACGACCGCGAGACGGACGCCAUUGCCGACCAGGAGAUGUGGCGCGUCGGUCAUGUGGUCCGCGGCCUGCGUCCCAACCGCAAGUAG